AUGGUCCUCCCAGUCGUCGAGUUCGUCUUCUUCAAACUUCGAUCCUCUGUUAAGCCAGAAGACCCCUCAAAUGAGGAAGGCGAAGCCCUGUCCAAGAUUCUCACUGCCACGAAACAACAAAGCGGGUACCAGAGUUCGGCUUGGGGCAGAGCCGUGGAGGAUGAAAACCCCGUGGUCUGGGUGAUCGUCUGGGACGAUGAGCACGAUAAAUGCCAGUGGGAUUGCCUCGCCCCGUUCCUCGAACCGAAGUCCGAGGUCAUCAAGGUCUAUUCAACGCUCAACCCGCCUGUCUCGGCGACGGAGACCUUCACGACGAACCCGAUAACAGAAGUCGUUACUCUGGCCUUCCCAAGUUCGCUCAAGCCGGAGGAGCACAAGAAGCUCGAUGAAGAUCUGAUCAACUUCCGCUUGACGCUUACGGAGAAACUGCCCGAGCAAUUGCGGCCCAAGUCAUGGACGAUGGGCCAAAUACAGCGACCGGGCACGCUCCAGCAUGCGAAGAGUCCCUCAGGACAGGCGUUUGUGUAUGUUGCUGCGGUGGGGUGGGAGAGCGUAGAGACUCACAUGGCGGCUCGAGAAACAAAGGAGUUCGCAGAGUCUAUCCAGCCGAUUCGCGAGAAGAUGAUUCCUCCCAUGCAGGGGUUGAACAUGAAGCAUGUAAGCUUUAGAAAGAUCUGA
Molecule: messenger RNA, 678 nt
Organism: Aspergillus clavatus NRRL 1
Lineage: Eukaryota; Fungi; Ascomycota; Eurotiomycetes; Eurotiales; Aspergillaceae
Exons: 2
Coding region: 1-678 (225 amino acids)
Source: RefSeq, a predicted model, not a curated record